Molecule: messenger RNA, 2024 nt
Organism: Sebastes umbrosus (honeycomb rockfish)
Lineage: Eukaryota; Metazoa; Chordata; Actinopteri; Perciformes; Sebastidae
Gene: il10ra
Product: interleukin 10 receptor, alpha
Exons: 7
Coding region: 211-1941 (576 amino acids)
Molecular function (GO): protein binding
Source: RefSeq, a predicted model, not a curated record
AAAAACAAGCUUCUUCUUAUUUCUUCCACGGAUGAACAAACACCACAUCAGCGAGAGAAGAGCUGCUUCCACUCUGUCUACAUUUAUCAACACUUUCAUGUUAAUCUGAACAACAGACUUGUUGCGGAGGGAAGAUGUGUCUACAGUCUGAUCACUGAUGAUUGGAAUAAGGGACUUUUUUUUGGCGGCUAUUUUGUGGAUUAUGACUGAAUGAUAAUAUCUCUCCAGAUAAUAGACAUGGAUAUGAGAAAUAAGACACCAAUCCUUGUCCUCCUGAUUAUCUACAUAAUAAACCGUGUGUCAGGGCUUGACAUCCCUAAGCCUGACAAACUGGUGGUGAAUAUUGUGGAUGGGGAGGUAUUAGUGCAUUGGAAACAUCCUGUGGACGCCCCCUCAAACUCCCAGUACAAUGUAGAAAUGGCAAAGUAUGUUUGUGAUUGGGCCAUGGUUGUCGGCUGCACGGGGAUCAACAAUACCUACUGUGACCUUAGCAGCGUUAUACAUGACUAUCGCACAAGCUACAGGGUCAGAGUUCAGCUGGUUGCAGGAGUUAAUGAGUCUGCGUGGACAAGCAAGAGAUUUCAACCAAAUAGAUGUGAUCUGCAGCCUCCCUCCUUCAAUUUGUGGGCUACUUCCAGCACUCUGACAAUUUAUGUUCACCAAAAACCCAUUCUGGAAAUACUCUUUCCUUUUGGGGUCCAAUACACCAUCUACCUGGAGGAGAGGGGAGGAUAUCAAAAGAAUAUCACAGCAUACCUGACCAAUAAGGUGGGGGAGGAUCAGAGGACGAAGUCUUUCAGUUCUCUCCGCUGGGGGAGAGAGUACUGUGUAAGCAUCAAGGUAGAAGGCAGAGGAUCUGAGUCCACCAGCGGCAUGUCCCCUAAACAGUGUCUGCUGCUGCCAGAGCAAAAAUGGUUCAUAAUUGCAGUGUCAUCCCUAUCUAUUCUGGGUGUUGCUAUCAUGGCAGGCGUCCUCCAGUGUUACCUGAGACGUUCAGAGAAAACACCUGCUGCAUUGAAAUCGCCUUUAAGUGGCUGGCAACCACUUUCCAUUGGAGAAGGGACUGUGGAGGUUGUUACAGACAAAGGAUGGUUCCUGUCCAGCUACAGAACAGAAGUGAAAAACUGUGUCGAAGACCCAGUGACACUCAUUAUGGUAACAGAGGACGAUGAAGAAGAGGACAGGAGGACCAGCAUGGACAGCGGGGUGGGCAUGGAGUCCAACUCUUCUACAAAGAGUGAAGGAAGUCCUCCAACGAGACAAGACGACAGUGGCUUUGGGAGCUUAGGAGGACCAGAGAGCUCCACUAGCUGUCAGACAGAUUACCCUCUGCAGGAUGAAAGGACUGAUGCCAACAUGGCUAGGAAGAGGGACGAUAGUGGGGUGGGGCUGAGCUGCCAGCUUGAAUCUUCUUCCAUAAAUCUGGAUGGACAGGACAGUGUAUCUCUAAAGUUGGCUGGGGGUAGUUAUCGCAGCCAGAGUCACUCCGCCGUGCAGAAUCAUGUCUGUGAUGACGAGGAGCUGUUUAAACAGAUGCUUCCUGGCUCCCUUUUGGCCGAAGUGGUCACAGGUUACAGGGCUGGGCCUCAGUCGUGUAUCUGCUCAGGAGCAGGUCAGUGCACUUGGUGCCAUAAACAAGGCCAUUAUGGAACUGAAGUUAUCAGACAAUACAGAGCAAUGCGUAUUGAUCAUGGACUACUGAGCAGCAAAUGUGAUUUUGCAGACUCUUACAAAGGGGGGCUUAAGUUUUCAAAUUACUCUAAAAAAACACAAAUGGACACUGUCAUGGUGGAUGACUUGGACACAACUUGUAUACAACUGGGGGAGACUUUCCCUCUGCUAACAGCUCUAUCACCGCUGCCUCUGGUGGAGGGAGGACAGGACUUCAACAUGAACAAUGUGUCCCUCUCUCUCUGUGACGUACAGCUGACGACUGAGUGAUAUGCUGUGGAAUGCUUUUUAUAAAAUCAUGCUGACGUAACCUGUCUGAGUGCUUUUUUGUAGAAAUACAACUCCUUUUCUUA